This is a messenger RNA of Melanotaenia boesemani (Boeseman's rainbowfish), 2817 nucleotides long. RefSeq lists its product as uncharacterized. NCBI's taxonomy places the organism in Eukaryota, Metazoa, Chordata, Actinopteri, Atheriniformes, Melanotaeniidae. The transcript is spliced from 5 exons. The record is from RefSeq and is a predicted model, not a curated record. The coding region runs from base 1 to 2817 and encodes 938 amino acids.
AUGAGUAGGAAACCCAGCAGAACCAGGAUGCAGAAGCCUGGCAGUGGCUGCCAGGAACAGGCCAUCUUCCCACCCCGGGGAAGGGAAGAAGAAGCGUGCAACCUAGCACAGCCUCUUCAACCUUUUCUUCCUCCACCCAAAAGAAGGAGGGAGGAACACAGUCCCUUAGUUCUAAGUUUGGAGGCUCCCAUUGUUCCCAGUUCUUCAGGAGCCCUCCUUCAGUCUCUCUCCUCACAAAUGAUGGGAGUGAAGACUCAAGGGCAGGUUACACAGUGUCACCAAGCACUCAUUCAGUGUCACCAAAUGUCUCCAAGGUUUCUGUUAGUGCCACCAAACACUUUACAGCACCUUUGUUCUCAUUCAGGGGAAAAAGAACAAUUAAAGAAUGCAUUCCUGCAUCCAAGCAAGUUGCUGAGGGCAGAAUGCUCCCCAAAAAUAAAAAACACAAAAAAAAUCGAUCUGAAAAGGGAACCCCGCCUGGAUCCGCUGUCCCCAGAAGGGGGAGCUCAUGCUCCUCUGGCGGAGAGCUCUCGCCGUCGCGGAGUGGUGACGUCACUCGAGGGCGACGACAUGGGACCUCUGGCUUCUCGGAUGGAGAGGUGGCGCGCAUGCGCAGUUCACUCUUGGGUGUUGUCAACGGUUGCCAAGGGUUACAGACUGCAGUUUGCUAUGAAACCACCCAAAUUCAAUGGUGUGUUAGCUUCGGUUGCAAACGGAGCAUCGACUCAUGUUCUGGAAGAAGAGAUUGUGUCGUUAUUAAACAAACACACAAUCAGAGUGGUUCCGAGCGAGGAAAUACAUCAGGGCUUUUAUUCCCGGUACUUCCUCAUUCCAAAGAAGCGAGGCUCAUCCCUGCGGCCAAUUCUGGACCUCCGUGUAUUGAACAAACACUUAAGAAAAUACACGUUCAGAAUGCUAACACACAAAGUGCUCUGUCGCUCGAUUCGUCCAAACGACUGGUUUGUGACGAUCGAUUUAGCAGACGCGUAUUUUCAUAUUUAUCCAGCACACAGGAAAUUCCUCAGGUUCGCCUAUCAAGGGGCAGCCUACGAGUUUCAGACAAUCCCUUUCGGCCUUUUGUUAGCUCCGAGGGUAUUCAGCAAGUGUGUAGAAGCAGCGCUGUUUCCUCUGAGGAACAACGGCAUCAGGAUAUUUUCAUACAUGGACGACUAUCUCAUUUGCUCUCACUCUCGGGAACAGGUGAUCAAAGUUUUCGUGACGGUGCUGAAUCACCUCAAAGACCUCGGUUUCAGAAUAAACGAAGCAAAGAGUCGCCUGGAGCCGGCACAAUGCACAGAGUAUUUAGGGCUCAGUAUAAACUCCCUCUCGUAUCGCGUCAGGCUAUCGGACGCGAGGGUGACGGCAUUCAGUCAGUGUCUUGCGCUUUUUCAGCUGGGGAAAGCAGUGAGUUUCAGACUAUGCCUUCGGCUUCUCGGACUCAUGGCGUCCGUGAUAUUUGUGGUGCGGCUGGGGCUGCUUAUGAUGAGGGAUCUUCAGCGAUGGGUGGCAUCUCUGCAUCUGAGCUCUCAGCGUCAUCUGCACCGCAGAGUGAGGAUAACGGCGCAGUGCAUUACGGCACUCCGGCCGUGGAGAGACCCGACGAUAUUAACGUCUGGCGUACCUCUGGGGGCGGUGUCGUCAAGGGUAACCAUGACGACGGACGCUUCUCUUUCAGGGGGAGCGGACCUAUUGUCCAGGGGGAACCCGCUGUAUGGAGAGUGGAGGCUCCACCCACAUGUGGUAGCACAGAUUUGGCAGAGAUACGGCCAGGCAGACGUAGAUCUCUUCGCCUCUCAAGAAAACACUCACUGCCCACUGUUCUUCUCUCUGUCAGAUGUGAGCGCACCUCUGGGCGUCGACGCUCUGGCCCACCAGUGGCCAGAUGUUCUGCUGUAUGCCUUUCCGCCUCUCAGCCUGAUUUCUCCGACUCUGGCCAGAGUGCGGGAGCAGGGGCUGACACUGAUUUUGGUGGCUCCUCGGUGGCCGUCCAAACACUGGAUAGCAGCGAUAAUACAGCUUCUGGCAGACGAACCAUGGCCACUCCCCAUACGCAGGGAUCUUCUCUCCCAGGCUCGGGGCGAGAUUUAUCACCCUCACCCGGACCGACUAUUCAGAAUGCUAGGGCUUCCUCCACCCGCUCCCUUUACAGUGGAAUUGUUGGAUAAAGGAAAGGCUUUCUCCACAAUUAAGGUUUAUUUGGCAGCAAUUUCAGCUUGUCAUGUGGGUUUCGGGGAUAAGUCGGCGGGGCAGCACCCUUUGGUGUGCCGCUUCAUGAAGGGGGCCCACCGCAAGCUCCCAGUGUCUAGGCCACUGGUGCCAUUGUGGGAUUUGUUGCUGGUGCUGGACGCCCUUUCUAACCACCCUUUCGAGCCCAUUGUGGCAUUAGCCCCUGGGCGGGCUAAGGCGCACUUACAACCUAAUCCAGCAUUCGUGCCUAAGGUGAUGGGGCAUUCUUACAGAUGUCCGUCUGUGGAGCUGUUGGCUUUUCACCCUCCACCGUUUUCUUCGGAGGAGGACAAGCGGCUUCAUACCCUGUGCCCUGUGCGAGCUCUGUGGAGACUGUCACACUGGAUAGUGGAGGCCAUUUCUGUUGCUUACAGAUGUAAGGGCUCCCAGCCUCCUCUGGGGGUGAGAGCCCACUCUACUAGAAGCAUGGCUUCAUCGUGGGCCCUGUUCAGAGGAGUGCCAGUUCGGGACACUUGCACAGCAGCAAGUUGGGCAACACCUCACGCGUUUGUGCGUUUUUAUAGGCUCAAUGUUGUUCGUCAGUCACUGUCUCACACUGUGCUGGAGGCAGGUGUUGCUGAUCUAGGGUAA